CACAAAAUUCUGAACUUGCGUUUCCGAACUCUGAAACCUAGCAGAAAAUUCAUGGUUGCUGUGGAUUAGUUAAUUAAAAUAUUUUUUUUAACAAUUGUUGAACGUUAUUAUUUACAAGCUAGCUAGCUGUGUUCUAAAUAAAAUAUCUGUGACGAUCAACAUAAAUACCAUAUCAUUUAAAUGCCGACUUACGAAUUGUGUUUGCUGUUCAAAGUUUUGCCGAGGACUGAAUUAGCAAGCUGUUUGAAACGAACAGCUAGUAAAAUAUUUGAAACUGGUGGUUUUAUACGUAGAAUUGAUAACUUAGGUACUUCAAAGACACCUUGGAAAAUGAGUUCUCAUGAUUCUAUUAAUAAAGAAGCUAGCUACUUUAUUGUUGAAUUUGAUGCCCCUAAUUCUGCCUUAAAAUCGUUCAAUAAUUAUUUGUCUAGAGAUAUAGAUAUUAUAAAGCGUACUAUAUUUCGUGUAACAGAAAAUACUUCUCAAUCACCUUGCACACUUCAUGAAGAACUUAAACCUCCAGCUUAUCGAUCUGAAGUGCAAGAAAUGAUUGCUAUUGGUAAACGAAAACGUGAAAAAGAAGCAAAGAAGAAAGUACAAUUUAAUACUGGUUUAGAUUUCAUGCCCUUCCAAAGAUAAAAAUUAAAUAUAAAUUUUUGUUUAAGUUUUGUAAAUAAUAUUCAGUCAUGUUUUAGUUAUGUUUUUACUUGAAAUAGAAAACAAUUCAUUUUUUAAA
Messenger RNA from Daktulosphaira vitifoliae (grape phylloxera), 736 nucleotides. It is a transcript of the gene mRpS6, whose product is annotated as probable 28S ribosomal protein S6, mitochondrial. Gene Ontology annotation, cellular component: ribosome; mitochondrial small ribosomal subunit. Gene Ontology annotation, molecular function: small ribosomal subunit rRNA binding; structural constituent of ribosome. Lineage: Eukaryota; Metazoa; Arthropoda; Insecta; Hemiptera; Phylloxeridae. Bases 181 to 639 code for a protein of 152 amino acids. Gene Ontology annotation, biological process: translation. The record is from RefSeq and is a predicted model, not a curated record. The transcript is spliced from 3 exons.